This is a messenger RNA of Amaranthus tricolor (Joseph's coat), 2120 nucleotides long. Its product is annotated as mechanosensitive ion channel protein 1, mitochondrial-like. Gene Ontology annotation, biological process: transmembrane transport. Gene Ontology annotation, cellular component: membrane. The coding region runs from base 213 to 1826 and encodes 537 amino acids. NCBI's taxonomy places the organism in Eukaryota, Viridiplantae, Streptophyta, Magnoliopsida, Caryophyllales, Amaranthaceae. The record is from RefSeq and is a predicted model, not a curated record. The transcript is spliced from 8 exons.
GAGCAAAAUUAGUUCAUUGACUUGAUGAACAAGGAAAAAAGAAAUGGUGGGUUCAUUACUCAUUAGCUCAUUUUCGUCAUCCUUCAUGCGUGAAUUCAAACAAAUUUCACUUGUUCAACCAAUUUUCUGCACCCCCUAAAACAGCGUUGCGUUGAUUAAUUUUGGUGGGUUUUGUUACAUGUUUGUGAAUUUCGACUUUUAAUUUGUACUAAAUGGCUAGGAUUUGGUCGUCAAAGUUGAAAUCAAUUGUUGGGUCUUUUGUUUCUGCCCCAAAAUCAAUGAGAUCUGGGUGCUAUAAUGGUCAACAAAAUUCUCUGAGGGUUGAUGAUCAUUUUCACAUUAGACCUAUUUUUGAUUAUGUGGGUCAUAAUUAUCACACUGGUUCUCAAUGUAGAAUUUUGAAAUUUGAGCCUAGGGCAACUAUACAGUUAUGUAAACCCAAUUAUGGCACAACACUUUCACCUACAUUGUUCGGUCACCAGGUUUCGAAUAGCUUUGCUUCAACACCUGUGUCGGGUUACCUGUCGUAUUCAUCGUUCACCGGUAAUAAAGGGGGUGAUAAGGGGAUUGAAGCUACUAGAAUUGGAAAUGGGGAUGUGGAUGGGGGUGAAGGUGAAGGUGGGAUUUUUGGGAGCUCUGAGUGGAUUGAUAAAGUUAAGGAUGCUUGGAAAACUGUUGUAGAUGCAGCUAAUGUUGCUGGGGAGAAGGCCAAGGAAGCCUCCGAUGUGUUAACUCCACACGUGCAGCAAGUUUGGGAUACUCAUCCGUAUCUUAAGGAUGUAGUUGUACCUGUCGGUGGCACACUCACCGCUGCUUUGCUUGCGUGGUUGGUCUUGCCAAGUGUUUUGAAGAGGUUGCACAAGUAUUCUACUCAAGGAUCAGCUGCUUUGCUAGCUAAAAGUGGAAGCAUCUCUGCAGCUGAAGUUCCUUAUGAGAAGAGCGUCUGGGGUGCAAUGGAGGAUCCAGUGCGCUAUAUGCUGACUUUCAUGGCGUUUUCUCAAAUAUGUUUUUUAGUAGCUCCGGAUGCUGUUGCAUCCCAGUUUGUUACACAGGCUUGGAAAGGGGCACUUGUCCUUUCAUUUGUAUGGUUUGUGCAAAGGUGGAAAACUAAUUUGUUUGCUCGUAUUUUGGCGGCUGAGAACCUACUUUUACAUGAUCGAGAAAGAGUGCUUACUGUGGAUCGAAUUUCGUCUAUUGGCCUUUUCGCCAUUGGAGUGAUGGCUUUUGCAGAGGCAUGUGGUUUGGCUGUCCAGUCUAUCCUGACUGUUGGUGGUGUUGGGGGUGUGGCAACGGCUUUUGCUGCGAGGGACAUCCUUGGCAAUGUCCUUAGUGGCUUAUCUAUGCAGUUCUCAAAGCCAUUUUCACUUGGAGACACCAUCAAGGCUGGAUCAAUCGAAGGUCAAGUGGUGGAGAUGGGUUUAACUACAACUUCAUUGCUAAAUGCUGAAAAGUUUCCUGUCAUAGUUCCAAAUUCUAUGUUUUCCAGCCAGGUCAUCGUGAACAAGUCGCGAGCUGGAUGGCGUGCUUUCAUCAGUAAUAUACCACUGCAACUCGAUAAUUUGGAAAAAAUUCCAGAGAUUUCAACAGACAUAAAGUCAAUGCUAGAGUCAUAUCCAAAAGUUUUCAUGGGACGUGAAGCUCCUUACUGCUAUCUCUCUCGAAUAGAUAAUUCCUAUGCUGAACUGACUGUUGGAUGCAAUCUCAAACAACUGAGCAAAACAGAGAGGUAUUCGACCGAACAGGAUAUCCUUCUACAAUGCAUCCAGAUAAUAAAGCAGCAUGGUGCUUCAUUGGGCAGUAAACAGCAAGAUCUGAUAAGCCAGUGAUGUUUUCCUCAGCAGGAAUUCCAGCAAUCAGGUAUGCCACAAGGAUGUUCCCGGGACACGAAAGGCGGAAACAAAUUUUUGUUAGAGUAGGAGUACACUUCAAUUUGGUAUAUUUGUGAAACUUAUUAGGUUUGUUAUUUUCUUAUAUUUACAGAAACUGAUUUUGUAACAACUGAAAUUAGUGUAAUAAUCAAGAGCAAAAUUGUGGCCUGUACUGUGGUGUGGUUGUAAACUAGCCCUAAUUGAAAUGGGGGCCAUGUAAAUUGUAAUAUCAGCAUGUGUGCCUUCUUUUCA